Molecule: messenger RNA, 1584 nt
Organism: Xyrauchen texanus (razorback sucker)
Lineage: Eukaryota; Metazoa; Chordata; Actinopteri; Cypriniformes; Catostomidae
Product: medium-chain acyl-CoA ligase ACSF2, mitochondrial-like
Exons: 10
Coding region: 356-1543 (395 amino acids)
Biological process (GO): fatty acid metabolic process
Molecular function (GO): medium-chain fatty acid-CoA ligase activity
Source: RefSeq, a predicted model, not a curated record
CUAGACUGAAUUACAGAGCGCACUGAGGCGAUAAGGAUUUGUUUUUGUGCGUCCUCUACUGUUGAAAUACAGUAGCUGUUUUUCGUCUUGGAAUUUGAACGUAGGAUCAAGGAUUAAAUUCAACUUCGGGGUCGCGGUGGCACGAUCUUGGCGUUGUCGACAAAUCUAUAGCAUGCAUGAUUGAACAAUGCAAUUAACCCAGGGUUGUUUAUUUUAAUGUAAUGUGCAUUUAUUCCACAUAUACGUCAGAUUUGCGUGUUUCUGUAGUUUGUUGUCGCACCGAGUUUCCGAACUAAUAAUUGAACGGAGAUUCUUCCGAGCUGUUUUAUAACGUAACUAAAGGUGAAAGUGAGAAAUGUCUUCGCAGAUUCUUCUACGCGCGACCGCUCAAUUCUGCAAAACAGCGAAGAGUCUGCAGAGAACUUGGCCACCUUUCAUUUCUGCUCAACAGAGUUGUGCCAUUCAUAUUGAUAACCCACCCAGCAUCCCAUCCCUGACUACCAGCUAUGCCCAUGGCAUCUCUGACCAUGCACUGCUCUCUAAGACUGUGGACCAGUGUCUUCAAGCCUCAGUGGAGCGAUACCCUGACCGUGAAGCUUUGGUUUUUGUGCAGGAUGGAAUACGCAAGACGUUUGCUCAGUUCUACCAAGAAGUAGAACAGGCAGCAGCAGGUCUGUUGGCUGUUGGGUUGAAGAAGGGGGAUCGCUUGGGGAUAUGGGGACCAAAUAUCUACGAGUGGGUGCUGAUGCAGUUUGCCACAGCCAAGGCAGGGAUCAUUUUGGUGUCAGUGAACCCUGCUUAUCAGUUGCAGGAGGUAGAAUUUGCACUCAGAAAGGUGCAGUGCAAUGCAGUUGUAUGUCCAACUCAAUUCAAGACUCAAAAUUACUGUGAAAUGUUAAGGCAGCUUUGCCCAGGGAUGGAUGCCGCUUCUCCUGGAGGAAUAAAAAGUUCAAAAUUACCAGAUCUUCACACUGUAAUCGUGAUAGACAGUCAACAACCAGGGACUUUUCACCUGAAAGAUGUGAUGCAGGCUGGGACUAGCCAACACCAUCAGCAGCUGCAAGACCUGCAGAAGAAACUCAUGUUUGAUGAUCCCAUUAACAUUCAGUUUACAUCGGGUACUACAGGAAGGCCAAAAGGAGCCACGUUGUCCCAUCACAACAUUGUCAACAAUGCUUACUUCAUCGGCAUGCGAGUGGGCUAUGACUGGAGGAAAAAUGUGCGAGUGUGCUUGCCAGUGCCCAUGUACCAUUGUUUUGGCUCGGUGGGUGGUGGUAUGGUCAUGGCCUUGCAUGGCAUCACAUUGGUUUACCCAUCCGCUGGUUAUGAUGGACAUGCCAAUCUGGUGGCGAUGCAGAAAGAGAAGUGUACCUUUGUCUACGGUACUCCUACUAUGUUUGUAGACAUGCUUGGUCAGCGUGACCUUGCCCAGUUUGAUUUGUCAUCAGUUGAGGGGGGAAUUAUGGCUGGUUCUCCUUGUCCUCCUGAGGUAAUCAUGAAGGCUAUCAAUGUCAUGGGUAUGAAGGAAUUGUUGGUAAGUUGAGACACAUCAACCAAAAAUUAACACCUCUUUGUUGUAAAGAC